Messenger RNA from Endocarpon pusillum Z07020, 504 nucleotides. RefSeq lists its product as uncharacterized. The transcript is spliced from 2 exons. The coding region runs from base 1 to 504 and encodes 167 amino acids. The record is from RefSeq and is a predicted model, not a curated record. NCBI's taxonomy places the organism in Eukaryota, Fungi, Ascomycota, Eurotiomycetes, Verrucariales, Verrucariaceae.
AUGGCCUCGCUAAAACCGCCCUUCACAACCAGCACAGCGCACGAAAAGGUCAAGUUCGCUCAAGCGAUGUGGAAUACGCAGGAUCCGGCUGCAGUCUCUAGAGGCUACACCUCCGAAUGCAUCUGGCGCAAUCGGACGACGUUUCUCAAGGGCACUAACGAGAUCGUUGCAUUUCUCACCGCCAAGUGGAACAGGGAGAAGGACUACCGGUUGAGGAAGGAGCUUUUCGCGGUGGGUGGCGAGAGCAUGGAAAAGAUCGCUGUGCAGUUCUGGUACGAGUAUCGUGAUGCAGAGGAUGGGAUGAAGUGGAAGAGGUGUUAUGGGCUGGAGGACUGGACUUUUGAUAGUAAUGGCAAGAUGGAAAAGCGCCAAAUGAGCGGAAACGAUCUGGAACUGGGCAGGAAUGGAGAUGGUGUGGCGGAUGCGAAAGAAGGCAUUGAGGGGAGAUGGUUCGUGGACGAAGUCAAUGUAGACGAGGCUCCUAUCGGCGAUAAACACUGGUAA